Messenger RNA from Portunus trituberculatus (swimming crab), 1886 nucleotides. Its product is annotated as potassium channel subfamily K member 18-like. NCBI's taxonomy places the organism in Eukaryota, Metazoa, Arthropoda, Malacostraca, Decapoda, Portunidae. The record is from RefSeq and is a predicted model, not a curated record. Gene Ontology annotation, cellular component: membrane. Gene Ontology annotation, biological process: stabilization of membrane potential; potassium ion transmembrane transport. The coding region runs from base 650 to 1768 and encodes 372 amino acids. Gene Ontology annotation, molecular function: potassium ion leak channel activity. The transcript is spliced from 6 exons.
AAACAGUUUAGCACCCCUAAAACGUUUUCCUCGAAUAUGCUACUCAUUGGCAGCAGAUAGUACCACUAUCACUCUCCUCCACACUUCAACACACAGCAUUACUUCCUUCUUACACCUUUCUGGGUUUAGCUUGGUCUAGUCUCGUCGGAUCCGCGGGAUUCGGCACUAGUAAUUGGAUCCCGCCCAGCCGUAGUGUGCGGGCGGCCGCGGUGUUGUGAGGAUGUUAACCCGGCGGGGUGCAAUAUCAGACUAGUGAAAGUGAAUACCUUCAUUGUGACUUUAUUAACACGAGAAGGAAUACCACGAAGAAAACUUUAGUUUUUAUAUAUAUUAUCAGUGUAAAUGAUUGACUUCGUUCAGCUUGACAGGAAACAUGACAAGUAUAGGCGUGUACGUAGUACAUACGUAUCUUCUGCCCCAGCAGGUGAUGUGGAUCUUGAGCCAAGCCCGUGGUGUGAACCAUUGAGUGUAUGUAGUACUAGUGGAAGCUUGGCGUAGAACAUAAUGAGGGUGGUCACUCGAAAGGGAAGCUGGAAACAAACAACACUGCUGUCAGUGAUGCAGGGUGAGAGAGAUGCAUGAGGAAUGCAGUGAUCAACCAUAAUCUCGAAGCAGACUUUAAGAGGAAGGAAGGCCCUCCGCCGCCAACAUGCAGACCGCCUAUGCGCGUAUGGUGUAUGACCGCCACCAGCGAAACCAGCGGGCGGACGGCGGGCGUGCGCGGCGCAGGGCCACCCUCGCCCACCUGCUGAAGGACGCGUGCCGCCGCCUCAUAGCCUUCUUGUUCACACAGGUGGGGGUGUGCGGGCUGGUGGUGGCCUAUAAUAUCAUGGGAGCCUUCGCUUUCCGUGCCAUCGAGGGAGAAUAUGGAGAUGCAGCUCCCGAGGAGGCUGCCCUGCAAUUGCGGGAGGAUGCUGUCAAGAGACUGUGGAACAUCACGGCGAGACUCAACAUCCUGGAACAGACCAAGUGGCGUCAGGAGGUGACGAGAGCGCUGGAGGAUUUCCAGGGUGACGUAGUGCCUCUAGUGAAGGCGAAGGGUUACCGGGGCGUGUUGCCGAGUCAGGCAUGGUCCUUUAGCGCCGCUCUCAUGUACUCCCUCAGUGUCUACACCACCAUAGGCUACGGGAACCUGACGCCGAGAACCGAGUGGGGGAAAAUAGCCACCAUCCUAUACGCCAUCGUGGGCAUGCCACUCAUGCUACUCUACAUGUCCAAUGUCGGGGAGGUCCUCGCGCACAUCUUCAAGUUUAUUUACUUCAGAGUCUGUAGCUGCGACGCGGGGUCUAUGGGCUACUACCGCAGCGGCAGCGGGAACCUGCGACCAAUACCCGUCACUGCCCGCCGCGCUGAAGAGCCCAAGGAGGGCGGCAAGAAAGGACAGGGAUCGCGGCGUACCGUACCCAUUACCUACUGCCUGAUGGUGAUCGCUAUCUACGUGGCUUGCGGCGGCGCUGUCUUCUCGCAGUGGGAGCGCUGGUCCCUACUAGACGCCUGCUACUUUUCAUACAUCUCCCUCAGCACCAUUGGCUUCGGUGACCUGGUGCCUGGACGGACCGUGGCUGGCAAAAAUGAGGACGAGGAGGUGGAGUCCCAGCAAAUCAUCGUCACUGUAUAUCUACUGGUGGGCAGUGCCCUGGUCGCCAUGUGCUUCAACCUUAUGCAGGAGGAAACUAUAGAGAACCUUAAGAUAUUUUGGAGAAGGUUAGGAUGUCUCAGGAAAAACAGCCAUAGUGAGAACGAAGAAGGUCCGUCUGUGACUGGGUGACAGCGGCAGCCCCACAGAGAACGCUGCCGUCUCUGGUUCACGCUCUCUGUGGCAGAGAAAGCAGGGAUGUCCGAUGACACAAUAAACGAUAUGAAAUAUACUUAUUCUGAUAUAAAAA